This is a messenger RNA of Corylus avellana, 1653 nucleotides long. The record is from RefSeq and is a predicted model, not a curated record. NCBI's taxonomy places the organism in Eukaryota, Viridiplantae, Streptophyta, Magnoliopsida, Fagales, Betulaceae.
GCCAAGUGAAUUAAUUCCAAGAGAUUGAAUUGUUGACGUUGUCUUUCAUUUAUCCAAUUUUUAUUUGUAUAUAUAAUUGGCAGGGGAUUAGGGCUACGGGGUCUAUCGAUAACGACUUGCACGUCCUUCGCAGAUCCGUAAAUUCAGCUAAAGAACGAGUUCUUUGUAUAAUAUAUUUCACAGCCGGCGAAGUUUUGAACGAGUAGUUUUAAAUUCUGGAGAAGUUUGAGAUCUGAUUGGUUCGGAUGAAAUUUUUGACUGGAAAUUAAAGUUGUAAUUGGGAGGAUCAAGGUGAAAUUCGGAGAAUUUUCCUUAUGGGUUCAUAGAUUUGCCAAGGUUAAGUAGAAAAGGAACAAAAAAUCUCUUUUUUUCUUUUCCCGAAUAGAGCUAAAUUUUUAUUGUGAAGAGUUGAAAUUGGGGGGGAUCGGAGUGAAAUUGAGAGAAUUUUUCCAUCUGGGUUCGCAUAUUUUUCGAGGUUUUAGUCGAAAAUUUUCAAGCUUUAUGAUUAUUUGCACAAUCAGAGUCAUCGGAGUUCAAAUUGGGCGAAGCGAUUAUUUCUCUGAAUUAUCAUUUCAGGAACUUGGAAAGACUGUGCGAGGAAAGUGAGGAGAAGUCUGAAGAUAAGAGAAAAGUGCGAAUUUUGAGAGUAAUUCAAUACAAGAUGAGCGGGAAACAGCCGGCGAAGCUCGACGACGAGCAGCUCGCCGAAUUACGCGACAUUUUCCGAUCGUUUGAUUGCAAUAAGGACGGGAGCUUGACUCAACUAGAGCUCGGGUCGCUGCUCCGAUCACUCGGCCUAAAACCAAGCCCGGAGCAGCUGGAGGCGUUGAUACAAACGGCCGAUAAGAACAGCAACGGGCUGAUCGAGUUCUCGGAGUUUGUGACGCUCGUGGAGCCUGAUCUUGUGCCGGCGAAGAGCCCCUACACAGAGGAGCAGCUGAGGCAGAUAUUUCGUAUGUUUGAUAGAGACGGAAAUGGGUUUAUCACGGCGGCGGAGCUGGCGCACUCGAUGGCCAAGUUGGGCCACGCGCUUACGGCGGAGGAGCUGACGGGGAUGAUCAAGGAGGCGGACAUGGAUGGCGAUGGGUGUAUCAGUUUUCAGGAGUUUUCUCGGGCGAUUUCCUCGGCUGCGUUUGACAAUUCUUGGGCUUGAAGGGAGCUUGGAUGCAUGCAGAUCCCAAAGCUGUUGAAGGCUGCAGCCGGAUAGGCAUGGGAAAUCACUGGAAUAGGCAUAGGAAUCCUAGCAGUCCACUUCCCAUUAAGUUCAAGUGGGCGGACAACUUGCUAGGAUUCUCGGGAAAUAUGACGGGCUCUUGACUUUUCAAGUAAAUGUCGGGACCUGUAUAAAGUGUUUUCUCCACACAAAUCGGGUAAAACUCUGUCUCAGUUGGUAGGCAUAGCGCCCAAGAAAUGCUUACACACAAAGGGAUUCAAACCUUAAACCCGAUGAAGAUGUUCCUGAAACCAAAGUCCUUAUCACUUGAGCCAACCUCUGGAGAGAUCUUUGGGUCGUUGUCCCAACACUUUUAGCUCAUAGGCUUCUAAAUGUAAUAUUUCCUUUUCCUUUAUGUGGUUGUUGUUGUUUCUUUUCAUGCAUGCGAUGGCAUGCCCCGGUGUCUUUGUAUUUCUAGUGUAUAUUUUAAUUUAAUUCAA